Orbicella faveolata is the source of this 810-nucleotide messenger RNA. Its product is annotated as protein unc-13 homolog C-like. NCBI's taxonomy places the organism in Eukaryota, Metazoa, Cnidaria, Anthozoa, Scleractinia, Merulinidae. The record is from RefSeq and is a predicted model, not a curated record.
UCGAGGCCUUAAGAAACGAGAAGUUGUAUAUGGAGGUGUAUCAAAGACAGGAAAACCUUCGCUUCUACGGCAUUGCUGAAUCUUUCCACCUCUCAGAAGAAAAUGUCAAAGAGGUGUUAAUUGGCUUUAUACAGAAGGAACUUAACAUCAGCGAGGCGGAUUCUUUUGAGUAUCAACGAGUGCACCGCAUUGGCAAGCGCGACCCAUCGCAAGAAAAACCAAGACCAAUAAUCGCACGUUUUUUGCGAUACUCCGACAGAGAGCGAGUCAUGUCAAGUGCAAGAAAGCUGAAAGGAACUGGUUUCGGAAUAUCGCCAGACCUUCCGAAAGAAAUUGUGGACCGCAGAAAGGAAUUAAUGCCUAAGUUCAAAAAAGCAAAAGAAGACGGAAAAUCGGCGUUCUUCAAAAGAUCAGAGCCGGACAAACUUUUUAUUGAGGGUAUACGAAUCUUCUAAUUUCUUUGGAACAUAAACUCUCUAUCUAGGUAUUCAUAACAUGUAAGCCUCAUUCACACUUGUUCUUAAAAAUGGAGCUGCAUGCGUGUCAUCUAGUUAGCGCAAUGCGUGCAAGACCUAUUCCAUUAGUAGCGCAAUUAACAGCUUUUAUCGCUGGCUACUGUUUUACAUACAUGUUCAAUUGUAGUUGUAGGUGUUAUAAAUGUUUUUCUUUUGUUUCUUUUUCCUUUUCAAUAUUAAUUAGUUUUACCUUUUUUUUGUUCAAGAGACAUGCAAAUUUUUUCAUUAGCUCAUCUACUAAAGAUUACUAUCUCAUUCUCUGCAACUGCUCGCCUUUUCACUUAAAUAUGUCCUU